Messenger RNA from Trichechus manatus latirostris (Florida manatee), 1110 nucleotides. It is a transcript of the gene UBE2L3, whose product is annotated as ubiquitin conjugating enzyme E2 L3. The record is from RefSeq and is a predicted model, not a curated record. Gene Ontology annotation, cellular component: nucleus. Bases 16 to 504 code for a protein of 162 amino acids. Lineage: Eukaryota; Metazoa; Chordata; Mammalia; Sirenia; Trichechidae. Gene Ontology annotation, biological process: protein polyubiquitination. Gene Ontology annotation, molecular function: ubiquitin conjugating enzyme activity. The transcript is spliced from 3 exons.
AGGAGGGGUCUUACUAUGUGGUGCAUUCCCCUGUUUGACACCCGUUUAUGCUUUGUUAAUCAACAGGAGCUUGAAGAAAUCCGCAAAUGUGGAAUGAAAAACUUCCGUAACAUCCAGGUUGAUGAAGCUAAUUUAUUGACUUGGCAAGGGCUUAUUGUUCCUGACAACCCUCCAUAUGAUAAGGGGGCCUUCAGAAUUGAAAUCAACUUUCCAGCAGAAUACCCAUUCAAACCACCGAAGAUCACGUUUAAAACAAAGAUCUAUCACCCGAACAUUGAUGAAAAGGGGCAGGUCUGUCUGCCAGUAAUUAGUGCUGAAAACUGGAAGCCAGCAACCAAAACCGACCAAGUAAUCCAGUCCCUCAUAGCACUGGUGAACGACCCCCAGCCCGAGCACCCACUCCGGGCUGACCUAGCUGAAGAGUACUCUAAGGACCGUAAAAAAUUCUGUAAGAAUGCUGAAGAGUUUACAAAGAAAUAUGGGGAAAAGCGACCUGUGGACUAAAAUAUGCCGUGAUUGAUUCCAGCAAGUGUGAUCAGAGACCUGAGCAGUGCAUUCAGAUCCCCCGCAAAGCAGGACUCUGUGGAGAAUUGACGCGUGCCACCGCCUGGCGUCCGCUUGUGGCAAUUACUAACUUUCUACAGUUUUCUUAAUCAAAAGUGGUUUAGGUAACCUGUAAAGAAAGGAUUAAAAAUUUAAGAUGUUCUAGUUCUGCUUUCUUUGUUUUAAAAAUCAGUGCUUCAAUCUAUUUCAAAAGAAUGGUGUUUCUUUUCUCAUCCAAAUUUAUCCAACAAUCUUCUACUUUAAUUCAGUAGCCCAUAAGGUUUAAAAAAACGGGCGGGGGAAAAGGUCAUGGUUCACCUUCCUGCAGCCCUUGCAACUCCCACUUUCUUGCAUUCAGUUUAUUUUUCACCUGUUCACUUCCCCAGACCCACGUCCUGUCUCCUCCGCAAAGGAGAAGAGACGCUGCUGGCAUUUCUGUUGGCUUUUCUUCCGUGUUGCACUGCCUGGUAUGGAAGUUAGUUCCAAUUCUCCUGAUUCCAGUGUAUAGCAUCCUUUAAAAAAAUUUUAAAAACAAGCAAACAGACACACUUCUUUUUAAAAAAAAAA